AUGAUAACUCUUACGUCAAUAAAUAGUUUUAUAGAAGAUGAGGAAGAAGCAAUUGAAAAUACUAAUACAUUUGAUAACAGAGAUAUUAUUCCACAUGAAAUUUCCAAUGAUAAUCCAGACCAUAAUAUUGAAACCAAUGUUAAUAUGGAUUUUAACCCUGAAAAUCUCGUUGAUACUAUUUUGAAUGAUGAAUUGGACUUUUAG
Molecule: messenger RNA, 204 nt
Organism: Racocetra persica
Lineage: Eukaryota; Fungi; Glomeromycota; Glomeromycetes; Diversisporales; Gigasporaceae
Source: the annotation of a GenBank genome assembly